This is a messenger RNA of Laccaria bicolor S238N-H82, 987 nucleotides long. RefSeq lists its product as uncharacterized. Bases 1 to 987 code for a protein of 328 amino acids. NCBI's taxonomy places the organism in Eukaryota, Fungi, Basidiomycota, Agaricomycetes, Agaricales, Hydnangiaceae. The transcript is spliced from 3 exons. Gene Ontology annotation, cellular component: membrane. The record is from RefSeq and is a predicted model, not a curated record.
AUGAGUCUUCUUCCGCUUUUUCUUGCCAUUCUUCUCAGCGUGCAUGGUUUACGAAAGAAAUCUCUCUCGCCAUCUGGUGCUGUAACAGCCUUCGUAAUUGGUUUUCUCACAAUGGCAGGCGGUCUUCGAAUGUUUGGGGUCGCUUUAAUUGGUUUCUACCUCAUUGGCAGUCGAGCAACAAAAUGUCAGUAUGUAUACGAUAAUAGACCUACGAACAACACUGAAGCAGUGGUUUUAUUAGAUGGGAAAGAGAAGAAGACAAAGCUUGAGGAAAGUUAUCAAGAAGGUGGGUACAGAACCGGAUGGCAGGUCCUGAGCAACAGUGCCGCCGCAGUUGCAGCGGCUUUCACCUGGAAUUCGGUCUUCGUACCGGGAAGCAUUCAUGCAAACAUGGCGACAAUUCUCGGGCUACAUACCGGCAAGAUGCUUGGGUUAACAAACCCCAUGAUCUACGAUGGUGCUUGGUGUCCUCUUGACGCCAGCAUCUCGAAUGGAUGGAGCAGAGCAUUAGUUCUUGCUGCGCUUGGACAUUUUGCCUGUUGCUUGGGGGACACCCUGGGAUCGGAACUCGGUAUCCUUUCGGACUCACCGCCCCGACUAGUCACAACAUUUAAACGUGUCCCCCCGGGAACCAAUGGGGCAAUGUCUUUGGGUGGAACAUUGGCCUCCGUUGUUGGAGGGGCCAUAGUCGGGGCCUUAAUGGGGAUAAGCCUGACAUUGGAGAAUGUACAAUGCUCUCCAAAGGAAGUUUUGACAACAAUGAUUGUGCUAGGGAUGGUUGGUGGAGGGAUUGGAAGUCUGAUUGAUUCCGUGAUGGGAGCGACGAUUCAGCGGACUCGGUACUCUACGGCGAAGAAGAUGGUUCUUCAAGACGGAAGCACGUUCGGUGGAGAUAUCAAGAUUAUCAGCGGAUGGAACCUUUUGACAAACAACCAGGUGAACUUGUUAUCCAGCGUGAUUUGUGCGGCCCUAUUGCUAUCCACUUGA